Messenger RNA from Xyrichtys novacula (pearly razorfish), 473 nucleotides. The record is from the annotation of a GenBank genome assembly. Lineage: Eukaryota; Metazoa; Chordata; Actinopteri; Labriformes; Labridae.
CUGAGAAUCUUAAUUAUACAAAACGGCUCUCCUGCUGCGCUUCUCCUCUUUUCCGCAUCGCUUUACUACAGUACCGCUCUGCUGGAGAUGUGGCUAAGAUGACCUUUACCCACUUUGCCGCCAGAAUGCUACAAGCAAACAGCUUUACAGAUGUGAGCGAGAAGCUUUCUGUAUAUACGCUGAGGAGAGCUUGGUCUCUGGUGGAGGGAGAGGCUUUUGCCAAGGGAGAACAAUAUCCUGCAGUUAUCAAAGUGCUCAAACAACAUGCUUUUAUUGAUGCAGUGCAGUCCAAAAUGCUUUUUUUUGUGCAUGUGGGAAAAAAGCCAAGGCCUCUGGCACAGCUACUAAUGCCCCUGGUUCCCAUUCGAGUGUACAGUUUCCACAAACCCACUCUGCAGGCGUCCAUCCUCACAGGUCAAGUUUAUCAUAUUAGAGUUAAACAAUUUAUAUCCAUAUUUCUCAUUUUACUGUAA